Molecule: messenger RNA, 1253 nt
Organism: Hippocampus comes (tiger tail seahorse)
Lineage: Eukaryota; Metazoa; Chordata; Actinopteri; Syngnathiformes; Syngnathidae
Product: transcription factor E3
Exons: 8
Coding region: 141-1088 (315 amino acids)
Biological process (GO): regulation of transcription by RNA polymerase II
Cellular component (GO): nucleus
Molecular function (GO): RNA polymerase II cis-regulatory region sequence-specific DNA binding; protein dimerization activity; DNA-binding transcription factor activity, RNA polymerase II-specific
Source: RefSeq, a predicted model, not a curated record
CGAGCGGCAGCUGCUAUUCGAGUCAGCGACAAGAUAAAAUGGCCAGAAAAGCCGAGGACCUCUUGGAUUCAUGACUGUGAUCCCGUCGAACAUUUCUGUUCUCACACUUCAUCCUUUGAUCUCGACUGUUGUCCUCAGCCAUGUCGUCGCGUGUGUUGCUGCGGCAGCAGCUUAUGCGAGAGCAAGCUCAGGAGCAGGAGAGACGAGAGGCACAGCAGCAGGCCUCCGCCUCUCAGCUCCGGCCCACUGACUCCACUCCCGCCAUCUCCGUCUCACUGCCUCCAAAUACUGCCCGCCCGCCUCCAGCGCAGGUGCCCGUGGAGGUGCUGAAAGUGCAGACCCACCUCGAGAACCCCACCAAGUAUCACAUCCAGCAGGCGCAGAGGCAACAGGUGAAGCAGUACCUCUCCACCACUCUGAGUAACAACGCGAUUACUCAGACGCUCGGUGUAUCGCCUGUGCCACAGUGCAGCUCUGCCCCUGAGGUUGCCCACACUGCCAACAGCGCCCCUAACAGCCCGAUGGCCCUACUUAACAUCAGUUCCAACAAGGAGGAAAUUGAAGACGUUAUCGACGACAUAAUUAGUCUGGAAUCCAGUUUUAAUGACGACAUCAUUACAUUGAUUGACUCGGGUCUUCAGUUACCUAAUACGCUCCCAGGAAAUCUGCUGGAUGUGUAUCACAGCCCUGGAAUGGCAGCACCCACUCUCACUGUCAGCAACUCCUGUCCUGCUGAUCUUCCAAAUAUAAAAAGGGAAAUUACUGAUGCCGAUACCAAAGCUUUUAUGAAGGAGAGGCAAAAGAAAGACAACCACAACCUGAUUGAGAGGAGACGGCGAUUUAAUAUAAACGACCGUAUAAAGGAGCUCGGAACGCUCAUACCCAAGUCAAGCGACCCUGAGAUGCGCUGGAAUAAAGGCACCAUACUGAAGGCCUCGGUGGAUUACAUCCGCAAGUUACAGAAGGAGCAACAGCGAGCCAAGGAUGUCGAACUGCGCCAGAAAAAAUUGGAGCAAGCCAACCACAGCUUAAUGAUGCGCAUCCAGGUCGGUGUUUUUGCUGUUCAUUACAAUCGACUGAAUUCGUGACACUGCAUUGGCAGUACUUUGGCUCUGGAUCCUGGCAGCUGGAGCCAGAAGCGUUGAGAAGCAAUGAGUGCCAAUUGGAGGUCCUGUGGCAAUGUUUAAACAAUGUAUCAAGAAUGCCGUUUGGAACAUCUCAAUGUGUAAACAAUUUCAAAAGAAUGACAGUUU